AUGAUUCGAAAGGAUCUAAAUAGUCCAUCAAUGUAUGAAACAGGUAUUGCUAUGAGUGAUCUUUCAUGUUUUAUCAAUAGUGAUCUUGUACGUGAUUUAGCUAAUGCUGUAAUGACGCUUGUGACAUCAACAAAACCAUAUAUUCUUCUUGUUCCAAUUUCAUCGGAUUUACCAAAUAAUAAUGCUUCAAUUCAACUAUGUGUACAAAAACUUCGAAUACUUAUCGAAGAUUCAGAUCAAAAUUUAAAAUAUAUUGGUUCACUUGCUAUGUCGACAAUCUUACAUACGCAUCCAAAAAGUAUUCAAUCACAUAGUGAUUUAAUAAUGCGUUGUCUUGAUCUUCUUUCUCGAAUGGUAACAAGAAAAGCUCUAAUAGAUAUCGUACAUAAAUUAAUGAUUCAUAUGGAUAAAUCUGAAGGAUCACUUUAUCGAGAUGAAUUAGUUUCAAAAAUAAUUGAAAUAUGUAGUCAAAAUGAUUAUCAACAUAUAACUAAUUUUGAAUGGUUUACAUUUAUUUUUGCAAUUCUUCUCGAAAAUGCUUAUGUUUUUAUUCAUGAUUCAAAUUCUACACCUGUUGUCGAAGUUUUAUAUGCUGCUGCAUGGAUUUGUAGUGAAUUUUGUUCGAAAGUCAAUAACGUAAAACAAAAUUAA
This is a messenger RNA of Rotaria sordida, 651 nucleotides long. The record is from the annotation of a GenBank genome assembly. NCBI's taxonomy places the organism in Eukaryota, Metazoa, Rotifera, Eurotatoria, Philodinida, Philodinidae.